AUGUUCUAUAGCCAUGAAAUUCUCACAUCCCCAGAGCAUGGAGUAGCCACAGUAUGGCUUGUCGCAACGUUGGGGUCGAAAUCUAUAUCCAGACGACUCAAUCGAAAAACGAUAUUAGAUGUUGACGUCCCCAAGGCAUGCGGUGUGAUUAUAGACCCAGUUGCGCCAAUGGCAUUGAGGCUCCAGAGUAACUUACUGUACGGAGUCUCUCGAGUUUACAGCCAGCAAUGCGGAUACACACUGCUAGACACGCAAGCAAUGCACGAUAGGAUGAAAACGAUGCUGAAAUCCAUUCCUGCAGGCGGACUGGACCCUGCUGCAGGGAAAGCCAGGCCUGAACAACUCGUCCUACCCUACGAUCCAUCAUUCCUACCGGAGAAUAACCUCCCAGGGCUAGGAUUGGAUCUCUCAAAACUGAACAUAGUGUUUGAGUCGAAUGCAAGCCAGCAGUCAAACGUAUUCUUGCCGGGAACCCCGGAUCUAAGCCAGUCUGCGUUUUCGGGGAUCUCUAGUCUGCAGCUGGAUCUGGACCUGCCUUCUAAUGACCAAAUUAUGGGAGGCGUGGGAGGUUUUAGUUCCGAACCUGACAUUGUCGGUGCCGCUCAGUCAGGGAUUGAUUUCGGCGGGAUGUCAGGUUCCAUCUUCAAUGAGGAAGCGGGUGUGCUUUUCCAGCCUGACUUUGAGUUUGACGAGGAUGGAAAUAUUAUUGAGCUUGGGGGGAGGCAGCACCAUGAAUCAAGAACGAACAGACAUCCCUUUGCUACAAGCAAAUAUACAACAUGGUCUAACUUUGCUUCCGCUCAGCCUAUGCUUGUUGGCGAUGAUAUAGAAGUCCCAGCGGCAAAAUUGCAGGCUACUCACCCCUCGACUCCUAGGCCAAGAGGAGUUUCUAUCUUUGAACCGGAGGAAGAAGAAGAAGAAGAAGAAGAAGAAGAGAAGCCAAACGAACUAACCAUGCGUCAACGACAGAGAGCUCCCAAAAUCUUUCCUUUAGAUAACAAUCCCACACUACGCAAUUCCGACCUAUUGCACAUGAAUGAAAAUUACCUAAAAAAUAUGGCUUCAGCCGCAAAGCAAAAGCAACAGAAUAAGAUACCAACUCAAGCAAAAAAGAACGCAGCUUACUGGGUCUUUCGAGCUGGGGUUGGAUGCGUAGGUGCCGGUGUGGGAUCAACUCAUAUCGUACAUCCAUUGCAUUUGUUCUCUGGCGAUGAGCUCUACGAGUCCCUGGUUCCGACUACGAAGAGGAACAGUCGCAAGCGUCCAUGUGAAAGUGGCGAAGAGGGUGGCGGGAGACGGGUUCGUUCAAAAGAAGGAGACGAAGAGAACAUAGCUAGGGGAGAAAUAGAAAAUAACAAUCUUUGGAACGAGGAAGUUGAAAUUGGCCGCCACCCCUCACCAAGCUUGAAAGAUGGCAACUCUUCCCUAAUGCCAUGGAACAUCACUGCCUCUAUCCAAAGCUCUCGACAUGAGACCUCCGCCGCCAAUAUCCUCCGCGGGCUCGGAAGCGUGGGCGGGCCCUCCUCCUGGUUCAGAAGAUCGCGAAGCCGUUUAACAAGCGCGAGUCCUCUAGCUGGACGUGGCUUCCCAUUUGAUAUGGACAGAAUCAACAGCCUAUUCAGCCCAGGUAAUCAAGAAGAAGACCUCGAUAGACUCGAGGGUUUCGAUCUCAGCAAUUACCUCGAACCCGAGAAUGUGAUGGGUAGUAACUCGGUCGUCGACGGAGCAGGUGCAAGUACUUAUACAAGCCAGGUUGCGCUUCAAAGCGGUCUUUCUCAAUCAUCCAUGGACCAGGAGAGCCUAAAUUUCCUUGACUUUUUAGCUGCCAAGAUGGAUUCGCUGAAAAGUGCAGAGGAUGUGGAACCUCACAGCGAUGCAGUCACUACUCCUCCUAGAAUUGCCGCGGGAAAGAAAGAAAUCACAUUCUCGACUCUCCUACCUACUCAGAAGACGUCGCGCACGGUUGCCACACACGGCUUGAUGCAUGUUCUCGCCCUGGCUACCAAAGGGUUCCUUUCAGUCCGCCAGUCCACGUACACCGAUCAAAGUAGCGAGGAACAUGGUGUGCAAUACGAGUACGGAGAGAUCUUGAUCCGUCUGCCCAUGGUGUAGGCCAGGCUACCUUUUCAUAUUGGGUUUUUUUUUUUUUCAUUUCGGGUUUUCUCUACAUAUUGUCGUAUUCAGCAUCAUUUAUGGUCUGAUUUAAAACAGAAAAAAACGUACUCUGUCU
This is a messenger RNA of Aspergillus ochraceoroseus IBT 24754, 2230 nucleotides long. RefSeq names its product Rad21/Rec8 N terminal domain protein. Bases 1 to 2112 code for a protein of 703 amino acids. The transcript is spliced from 8 exons. Gene Ontology annotation, biological process: synaptonemal complex assembly; mitotic sister chromatid cohesion; replication-born double-strand break repair via sister chromatid exchange. The record is from RefSeq and is a predicted model, not a curated record. Gene Ontology annotation, cellular component: cohesin complex; synaptonemal complex. Gene Ontology annotation, molecular function: protein binding; chromatin binding. Lineage: Eukaryota; Fungi; Ascomycota; Eurotiomycetes; Eurotiales; Aspergillaceae.